Molecule: messenger RNA, 1227 nt
Organism: Fomitopsis serialis
Lineage: Eukaryota; Fungi; Basidiomycota; Agaricomycetes; Polyporales; Fomitopsidaceae
Product: etoposide-induced protein 2.4-domain-containing protein
Exons: 6
Coding region: 1-1227 (408 amino acids)
Biological process (GO): macroautophagy
Cellular component (GO): endoplasmic reticulum
Source: RefSeq, a predicted model, not a curated record
AUGUCGAGGUCGUCGCACCGCGCAUAUCCCAUCUCGCCGUCCGUGGACCAUAGCUAUGCCGUCUCGCCCUCUGCGAGCACGUUCUAUACGUCUAGGUCGUCCUACCCGAAUUUCCUUCCGCUACAGGACACAAUACGCGUGCAAUUCUCGUGCGCAUGGCGGGGACUCGUCGAUGCCUUUCGCUGGGACACCGUCGUCAGGCUUGUCGCGAGCGACUCCGAGAUCCGAGGGAAUGUGCUCAAGUCCCUGCUGUUGAAUUUGCUCUCGCUCGCGUCAAUAUACCUGUUUGACCUUCUCCUCUUCCCGCUCGCUCAGGGGGAGCACUACUGGCUGCACCGUAACGUCGGCUGGGCGUAUCAGGUGCUCUGGCUCCUCCCGGUCGUGGGCAUCUCCCUCUAUCUCAAUAGGAAUUGGUGCGGCCUGAUCGCGAAGCGCACUUUCACCCUUCAGCAUGGCCCUCGCGCAGGCGCAGCGCCGCCAUCAACGUACACAGGGCUCCUGAAUUCCCUUGCAACCUCCGCGUAUGGCGGGAUCAUGGUCAUGACAUCGCUCGUGCUCUCCCUUGCGCUCGGGCGCGUGCCUGUGGUGGGUUCAUUCGCGGGGUUCACCUUCUUCUGCUGGGUCGACGCGCAUGUAUGGAUCACCAGGGGGCUCUCACUGUCGAGAAGAGUGAGGCAUCUAGAGGAGCGUUGGGCAUACUAUUGGGCAUUCGGGCUACCUUCAACGGCACUAUGCAUGUGGGGCAGUAGCCUCGCCAACGCAGCACUAUUCGCGCUUGUCUUCCCUGCGGUACUACAUCAUCAUGGCCAUGCACGCCCGUCCGUCCCUCUCGACCCCUACAACCCCGCCGUCUCCCUUCCACCCAGCGCCUCCUCCAGCACGCUCGAGGACAUUCGACACCCGCAUCCAGCCAUCCCAAUCCGCCUCCCAAUCUUUGCCCUCAUACUGUGGCUAAACGACUGGGUCGUGCGCCUGCUCAGCCUCGGCGGCGGCAGGGGAGCGAGCAAGCUGCCGGGCGUUUCCAGUAGCGUUAGCAGGGGCCAUCGCAGGAUGUUCAGCGAGGCAGUGGACAGCAUGGAGGAAGGCGACUUCGUAGAGCUGAGCCCCGUGGUAGGGCCAAGCCCGCAGAUGCACCUGCCGCCCAGUGGAUCUGCUGCUAGGAUGCGGGUCAGUGGAAGUACCAGCAUGGGUAGCGCCGGGUCGUCUCCCCGGCGGAAACGUGACUGA